Messenger RNA from Gryllus bimaculatus (two-spotted cricket), 174 nucleotides. Lineage: Eukaryota; Metazoa; Arthropoda; Insecta; Orthoptera; Gryllidae. The record is from the annotation of a GenBank genome assembly.
AUGUGCAAUGACGAAGGAUUUACGCCUUUAGGGCUAUGUGUAACUCGAUACCUGGCGUUGAAAAAUGAUGUGAAAGAUUGGGAGAAGACCUUUCUACGAAACCCCGGAGAACUUGCGUAUCCCGAAAAUACAUUGAAAUGGAGGCAUCAAGGAGAAGAUUUGGAGGAAUAUGUG